AGUAAAUAUCAAAAAUAAGAUGGAAGCAAGAAGGAUGAAGAAAGAAGAAGGACUCACAGAAAACACUGGACUUCCCCGGAAGCUGCUUGAAAAACAUGACCCCUGGCCAGCCUAUGUCACCUAUACCUCUCAGACAGUGAAAAGACUCAUUGAGAAAAGCAAAACUAGAGAACUGGAAUGCAUGCAUGCCCUCGAGGAAAGACCCUGGGCAUCGAGGCAGAACAAACCUUCCAGCGUCAUUCAGCCGAAAAGGAGGAAGUCAUCCAAGUCUUCUGGCAAAGCUGUGUUCAGGGACACGCUGUCAGAAUCCACGUUAUCAAUGUGGGGUACUUAUUCCAUAUCGGCCAUGGCUCCUACCAUGAUCCCAGAACUCACACACUUACAUACGGAUUCCAGAGACUGUCCAACUGCAAACUAUAACAAGAUCAUCUUUGCCCGAAAGCCUAUUAUGAGGAUGCUCCCUACAGUUUGCUACUGACCAACAAGGAGAAACAUGCAAAUGUUUAGCCAGGGGUCCCUGCAGCCAUCCCCCAAGAACAUACAGCAAUUAAGCUCCAUUUACCACUCAUUUGAUGGUGUCCUUUAAAUCUGAACUUGCUCUUGCUCAUGCAGAGCUUGGCUGAGAGAAACCAGAUCAGAAUGCGAGCUGUAGGUGGGUGGGUGAGUGUGUCCCCUCCCACACUGCUCUCUGGUGGGGUUGGGCAGUCCCCGGCUCUAGUCUCUGCCACAGAUGCUCAGGACCAAAAUGUGGGUGAUUUGUCUGGGUCCAGGCAGGGGAUAGAAAUCACACCAGCUAUUUUAUUAGAGAUAAUAUAAAGAAUGAUUAACCAGGUGACAGUAAAGGGCAGGAAGGGAAUACAAAGGUAUCCAUGGAGGUAGCACCACAGGAAGCAGGCAUCACACUUGAGGCUUGGGAACAAGGGGAAGAUGCUGGAUUCAUUGAAAGGUAGUUGCUUGAAGAAGGGACAUAGGGCUGAAUCUCAGACUUCUGAGGUGGGGGAGUGGGGAUGCCGCUCAAUGCAGCUGGUAUCUCUGAGCUCCGAGGAGAGUCCUGUGGGGAUGGUGCCCCCGCCUCUCAAUAGGGGAGCUGUUUUGUUGGUGUCUCUGAGGGGACCCCCAUAAGGCUGCUUUUGUGAGUGUUGGAAAAACCAAAAACUGCAUUGAAAUGUUUCUGGGAGGAGUUGCCACUGCCCAGGUGAAGAAAAAGCACUGCUAGGGUUAGCCACCUGUCUGGCAGGGACAGGAAGCUGAUAGAAAGUGGACAGGAAGCUGAUAGAAAGUGAACAGGAAGCAAACAGGAAGUGAGCAAGGAGCCACUUCCUACUUCCUCCUUUAGCCUUGCAGAUUCCUUCUAGCGCCCCCUGCGGGCUGAGCCUAUCAGGGCACAAAGCCAGAAUGUGGUUUGUAGAAUCCCAGCCCCAGCAUCUCCAAGCAUAGGAUGGAUUUUGAAGCCAAGAGGGAAUUAGCUCUCGGCUGGGUUCUGAGUGAUCCCAUCCAGCUGCUCCUGGACCUGGUAUUGAGAGGUUUUUCCCUUGGAGGGCAAACAAAGUGGCAAUGGGGACCAGGGUGUCCCCUGCUGAGAAAUGGAGAGCUCUUUUCCCCUGUACUUCUCUGAGGUUUGCCUUGUGGAGCCAAGUGCUUGGGGGGAGGAGCUCCUGGCAGGACUCCAGCUGUUAUUUGUCAGAGGACAGCUAGAAUUGGUUCACCCAUGCUCUGAGCUGGCCCCAAAGCGAGCUAUGCUGAACUCUUCUCCAUCUCCAAGCAGACAACCUUUGUCUUUACAUGCAAGAAUGAUCCAGUUAUGACAGGCUGACCCAGCUGGUUUCAUGUUUGGGAUUUAUCUACUGAGUAAGGCUGACCUUACCUGAGUUUCUGUAUGUGUAUUUGCAAGACAGUUAAUACUAAUCCAUCAUCCCUCACAGAGAUGUAGAGGAUGAGAUGUAGUAACUUAUAGAAGUGUCAUUUGGAAAAGUUGAAUUUGCCUUACAAGGCGUGUUCUCCAUUUAAGGGUCUUGUGUAAACGUUUGCAGACACAGGUGCAGCUUUGGAAAACUCACCUCUGGCUCCUGUGCUUUUGUGUUGGGACAGCUGCCUAAAUUAAGAGCUCUAGACCUGCUCUUGGUUCCCAACUGUUGGCCAGAAUGAAUUCUUGCACAAAUAUAGGUGGUUUCCAAGGAAUUUGAAGGAUUGUAUUUUGUGUCCAUGGAAGGUUUAUAGACAUGGAGGCAGGCAAUAAAUUCCUGCAAUAA
Molecule: messenger RNA, 2249 nt
Organism: Nomascus leucogenys (northern white-cheeked gibbon)
Lineage: Eukaryota; Metazoa; Chordata; Mammalia; Primates; Hylobatidae
Gene: CDRT4
Product: CMT1A duplicated region transcript 4
Exons: 2
Coding region: 20-478 (152 amino acids)
Source: RefSeq, a predicted model, not a curated record